Molecule: messenger RNA, 1604 nt
Organism: Fopius arisanus
Lineage: Eukaryota; Metazoa; Arthropoda; Insecta; Hymenoptera; Braconidae
Source: RefSeq, a predicted model, not a curated record
ACUUGGUUUGUCUCAGUAUCGAAACGAAUACAACACGAGGUGGUUGUCAAAACCGCUGUAAUGUGUCACAUCUCCUUGAAUUACCACUCAUUCCCCUUAAAAGUUCCAACCAAUUAAUCAAAAAGCCAUAGUGUGCACCGAGUACUGUUGCAUUGCAAACCUGUCAAACCCGUAAUUAAUUGAUUCAAGAAAAACUCAUUGGUGUGUGCCAUGUUAGAGGGCCCCAUAAAUCGUGCCUGACGCGAUUUUCUCCCCCAAAUAAUCGUAAAUAAACCAGCGAAGUCAUUUAACCUCUUCUAUAACUGAUAAGAGGCCGAAUAAUACAUAAAUGAGGUGAAAUAGUAGCGGUUACACCGCAUUUGACGACGUGAUGGUGUUCUGGUGCCAUUGGUGGUUGUGAAAAAUAUCAAUAUCAUUUUGGUGAGUGAUAAACCUCUGGAACACCUGAUAAAUUCAAAAAUAUAAUCCGAGUUUUGGAAGAUGUGAGUUGAUUAUCAAGUGCUAGCGAUGAUAAUCGAUUAGCUUUCAUGAGAGAUGUGAAGUGACAGUCGACCAAGUGACAUCGAUAACAACAAUACUAUCUUUUUUUUUAAUCUCUUUUCCGGCUAUUAUAACUGGAUUUUUAUUGUUUGGUGGCGAGAGGACGUGGCGAACAUCAAAAUAACUCAAGACUAUACAGCAGAAAAUAACAGAACAAAACGAGCAGUUGAAUUGUUCUAUUUUGAUGAUUUAUCUCUCCAAUUUGACCUGUCAGAUCAAUUAGAUCGUUGAUUGGAGAAGAGGAAUUCUAGUGGCGGGAUUAUCGUGGGUUAUUAUUAUUUUUUUUUAUUAUAUGUGAAGAAUAAAAGUCGUUGACAAUGACGGCAAUGCUGGUGUCUGUUGCUGAACUCUCGAACAUUUUCUCCGUUCUCGCAGUAUUAAUAUGCUUCUGCGGGGUUGUACUUUUUAUCAUGAGGAACAUGAUGGUCCUCAGAGUACAUGGGGAUGACCUCAUGUUUGGAGGCAAUGGCGGAGUCAUGUCGCACUCACCUAGAAUUCCACAAAUGAAGAUGAUGAAGGUCCACAUACCGUUCACCUUCAAACUUCACGAGAGCUCCAAGAGUACUUACGCGGAAAAGUUUAAUUGCAUCAGCAAUGGAAAAGUUCUGCAACAACUAUACCUGGCGACUGGAAAUUCAACAAGUUACGACGAGGGUGACGUCUCCGCGGGUUUAGGCCCAGCCCUAGCCCUAGCAGAGCCCUGCAAUAGUAAUGGGGUACCAUCGAGAGGAGCUCUGGUAGCAUCUGGUGCUGGUGAUUCGGAGGGCUCAUUAUGGAAUACAGCGGGUGAACAAUUGUGUGUAGUUUGCCAAUAUUUUCCAUUAUCGAGGGCCUUAUUACCCUGUCGACACACGUGCAUAUGUGCCUCUUGCUUCGGCAAAUUGGACAGGUGCCCAAUGUGUCGUAGUCCCAUCAAGAGUUACUUCUGCAUCAGAGGUGAGGAGUACAUGCCACCCGAAAAGGAGAUAAAUCCCUGCAAACCAAGACAACCAACCCAUGGACCCUCUCACUGGCUCCACGAUUGGAAUGACAGACUCACGGAUUUUCUCGGUUUUGCUCGAUAG